Drepanopeziza brunnea f. sp. 'multigermtubi' MB_m1 is the source of this 2100-nucleotide messenger RNA. RefSeq lists its product as uncharacterized. NCBI's taxonomy places the organism in Eukaryota, Fungi, Ascomycota, Leotiomycetes, Helotiales, Drepanopezizaceae. Gene Ontology annotation, biological process: transcription elongation by RNA polymerase II. The record is from RefSeq and is a predicted model, not a curated record. Gene Ontology annotation, cellular component: transcription elongation factor complex.
AUGCCUUCCCUCCAUAUUCCAGAGUCGGGCUUGUCGCUGGGUAGCUCUCCUGGAGCCUCCUCCGGCAAGGCUGGCGGCCCAGAUGUCCUCGGUCUCAGCUUGACCGAUUCUAUAAUCGAGGAGAUGAUUAAAUGCGUGCAGAAUGGCAAGGAGAUCCAAUUGUCGUUGGGGGAACACCCUUCUCUUCUCUACGGCACGAAAUCUCACCACCUCGUUGCAUCCCACGAUCCAUUUACGCACGAACUCUACCACACCACCAAUUCCUCCCAAUCAGACCCCGACUCGAGCGACGACGACGACGAAAUGUACGGAACCGUCAACGGAAUUAAGCUCCAACGAGCACCAAACAUCGAAUUCCUGGCCUCCAUGGGCUUCAAGUUAGACGUGACCAAGACAGCGCCCAAGCCAGCUUCUAAGCCCGCCGCGGCGCCAGCCUCCAAGUCAACCACCACCACCGAUGCUGCUCUCGCCCAGCUGACGGGCGCAUUGGCUUCCGAGCAGCAGAAGAAGCACGACAAUACUACUAAGGUCAUUGACUCGCUGAUGGUUCCGGGUCGCAAAGGCGGCUCCACCCAGAAGAUCACCAACAAGAGCAAGUUCCUGAACCAACAGCGAUCGCUGGCUACCAGCGCGACACGUUCCCUGCCAACCAGCCCGUCUCUGAACAGCGCCGGAUCUCCAUCUCUCGGUCCUGCCUCUGUCCCCCUCUCCCAGCAGAAUGCCGAGAAGUCGAAGGAAGCCCGCAAACCGGUCAUUCACCUCCUGGCCGUGGAACCACUUACCGAAAUGUCCCUUCGUGCGAAACUCCCUGAUCUUUCCGAGACGGAGCUCAAGAAUGCCUUGCAAAAGGUUGGCGACUUGAACGAGACAACCAGCAAGUGGGAACUGAGAAAAGGUUACUGGAAAGAACUUGAUGUGUGGACCUUCAGAUACUCCGGUGACGAACGUCAACGUGCGAUUGACAAUGCAGUGAAACAAUUCGAUAAAAUGAGAAUGGGAGUGUCCGAGCCGGAGUGGGAACGCCUCUUGGCGAAGUCGGAGCGAGGCACGGGCAAAUGUCUUAGCAAGCUUCAAGCCGACAUUGCAGCGAGAAACCUGGCGAGAACAUCCAAGGCGGGAGAUGCUUCUGGCAAAGACACACCGAACGGUGCCGAUGACGAUGUCCUUGACGACAAACAGCUCUCAAAGGUGAAGGGAGACGGCUCCGCUCGAUCCUCGUCCCAACCACCAAGCUCCAAGCCCAAGAAGCCCAGCGAGAAGGAGGCACAGGCGAAGCGACUGUUCUCCAACAAGCCUAGCAAGGCCGCCGCCAAACCCGCCCCCAAAGCUGAGCCCAAGGCAGCCGCCUCGAAGGCCACGUCGAAUGCUCCGGCGAAGUCGGCUCCCAAGGCCACGAAGAAGGCCGCGGCUCCCAAGGCGGGCACCAAGGCGGGCACCAAGGCCCUUUCUGCUGAAUACGUUGAGGAUUCUGACAAUGAUUCCCCACCCCGACCGGCACCUCCCACUUCGAAGGCUGCCCCAAAGCCAAGACCAGCCGUCAAGCGUCCGCGAGAGGAGGAUGAGCGUGCGACGAGCGAUUCUAGCCUCCCCUUGAGCAAGAAGGUCAAGAAAGACGUUCCGGCCGCUAGCUACCGAGUCUCUGACGCAAGUCAUACAUCCAGAGCCACUACCAACAGCUCGAACUCAUCCUACACGUCCACGAAGCACAAGUCGAAUUCGCCACCAAAGUCCUCGCCUCUCGCUUCAUCGCCACCAACCAAUGCUUCGGAUAUGGAUUCGGCCGGUGACCGAACCUCCUCGUCGGCUUCGCCAGCUCCCCGCAUCUCCACGAAGGAUUCGCGCUCGCCUAUCUACAAGCGACAUGGCAAGUCGUCGUCGGUGACGUCGUCCUCCAGCUCGGGUACCGCUCGUGUGAAGCCAGAGGCGAUCAACUUGGCCGCCAAGUACAAGCUCUUCUACCCGCGCUACGUUGAGCUGUUUGAGGAGGUGCUGGCGGAAGGUGACAACCGCACUCGCAGCAAGGAGCGCGACUUGUUGGACAUGCACGAGAGGCUUGAGGAUAUGCGAAGACAGAUCAUCGCGAUUGUGCACGAGAAUUGA